Molecule: messenger RNA, 729 nt
Organism: Papaver somniferum (opium poppy)
Lineage: Eukaryota; Viridiplantae; Streptophyta; Magnoliopsida; Ranunculales; Papaveraceae
Product: ATP-dependent DNA helicase PIF1-like
Exons: 1
Coding region: 1-729 (242 amino acids)
Source: RefSeq, a predicted model, not a curated record
AUGGGUAGAUGUCAAAACAUGCAUGAGCUAAUAUCUUCGGUGUAUCCUCUGUUCGGAAUGGAUGAACCAAUGUCACCCGAAUACUUAACCGAGAGGAUCAUUUUAUCUCCACGUUAUGAAGACGUCCAUAAGAUUAAUAUGGAUGCAUUAGAAAGAUUACAUGGGGAGACUUACACGUAUUUUGCUGCUGACAAAAUGAUUCGGGAUGAUCAUAGAAGGGAUUCGGAUUUUACAACUGAAUUUCUCAACAAUUUAAGUCCAUCAGGAUCACCUCCAUUUAAGCUAGAUCUCAAAGUUGGAUGUCCCAUUAUGUUGCUGAGAAAUCUAGCACCGAAAGUAAGCCUUUGUAAUGGUACAAGACUGGUGGUGACGAGGUGCGGACGACACGUGAUUGAAGCUAAAAUCAUAACCGGAGAAAAAGCUGGUGAAGUAGUGUUCAUCCCUAGAAUAACUUUUCAACCUUCAGCUUCAGAGCUAAACAUGCAAAUGGAAAGACGUCAAUUCCCCAUACGCGUUGCAUAUGCGAUGACUAUUAACAAAUCCCAGGGACAAUCGGUGAAGUGUGUGGGCAUUGAUUUACGUGCUCCAGUAUUUAGUCAUGGCCAGCUAUAUGUCGCAUUGUCCAGGUGUACUGCUGCAAGGAGAAUUACUUUAUUAUUUCCAAAUGAAACAAAUGUGUCUUUAGAUCCGAUAAAAAAAAAUGUAGUGUAUCAUGAAGUAUUAUUGUAG